This is a messenger RNA of Amblyraja radiata (thorny skate), 4564 nucleotides long. RefSeq lists its product as uncharacterized. NCBI's taxonomy places the organism in Eukaryota, Metazoa, Chordata, Chondrichthyes, Rajiformes, Rajidae. Bases 277 to 4380 code for a protein of 1367 amino acids. The record is from RefSeq and is a predicted model, not a curated record. The transcript has 3 exons.
CCUAUGAAUAGUUAUAGUUAUGACCCAGUGAGGCUUGUUCAAUGAAGCGCCGCGAACAAAAAGCAAGCGAAACUCCAAGUGCAGCUUAUUUGACUGCUCACCUCAACCCGCAUCCGCCGGAGUCAAUGGAUUCACACCCAACCACAAGCGAACGGCGCUCAGUUUUGGCAUUGGAGUGGUGCGCUGGCUGGGAUGUCGGCUCGGGGUGUGGACACAUUUGACCAAAUGUCUGGGCUGUGACCCGACUGUUGGAACCGUGCAGCCCGCGACUGCCUCAUGCUCCGCCUUCACUUGUCGCUGGCGGCGGCUCGGAGCGCCGCUGGGAAUGACUCGAUCCCUGCUGGCACAGCCGAGAAUUUGCCCAGGACACCGGAUGAUCUGCCGCCCGCCCGGGUCAGCCCGGAUUCUGACCGUCUGAGUACAAACGGUGGCAGCCAACCCAAGUUACAGCGAGGGUCUCAGAGCGCCGAACGAGCGGGGAAGUGGUCGGAGUGUUUGCGAAACGGCGGAGAGGGCUUAAUCCCCGGGGCAAAGAGUGAAGCGGGCGGCAUGGUGAAGAAGGAGCAAAGCCCGGCCACCUCUCGCCGCAACUGCGCCGUCGCUGCGGAAACUCAGGCUGACGAGAGCGACCAUUCGGGUUACGACACGGCCGCUGGUUACUCGGAUGUUUACGAGAGCUUCGGCGAGUGUGCGGAAUCGCCGCCCAGUAACGACAAUGCCGGUGAUUUGCGCCCGAGCCUGCGAGCGCAAGUGGGGCGUGAGGAGCCGGCGUUGAGCUCGGAGCGAGUAGGGAGCUCCACCUCCAGCGUGUUGUUGUGGGAUCGCUCGCCGUGCGGAGGGGACGAAGCGCAUUAUAUCACCACCCACGAGAUCCAACUCUUCGAAUUGGAUAACGAUGGCGAAAGCGAAUUGGACGCCGGCUGGGAAGCCGAGGAGAGCAGCGCCUGUUAUUCCUGCAGGGAUAGCAGCUCUUUGGAGAGCGAUGCAUCCGAGGGAAAUUCCCGGACUCCUCUGGGCAUAAGUUACGCCGGAGAUCCGCCGCAGGCUGUCUGCACUACCAUCAAUCCGCUGGAGAACUUAGCUGAGAACGGAAAUUCUGGCGGCCAGCUUCAAUUGUCCAUUCGGGCCGUGAGCGAAGGAAGCGGCGCCCAAGAAGCGCGAAACCCGCCCACCGCCAAUUCCCAGGGGUCGGGGAACCAGGAAGAUUUGACCAAACUCCAGUCGGCGGGAGACGUUUGCAAGGAUGCGAAUUCUCGCCGCAAUAUCCCCCCCAGCGCUGUGGCUAAAUGCAAUUGGAAAGCUUUCGGAAAUUCCAGCGGAACUUCCAGCGCUGUCAGCGAGUUGGACGACGCUGAUAAGGAAGUGCGCUCUUUGACCGCUCGCACUUUCCGCAGCCUGGCUUGCGCCGGUGAUGAAUAUUUGGACACUUUCAGCGUUGGUUGCAGGACCUCAACCGACCUGUCGGCGGAUGAGACUGUUGCGCUGAACCGCUGCGCCACUUACAUCGACCUCAAGUGCCGCAAUACCACGGGCGGGAGAGGACAGGUCGGAUUUCCAACCAAAAGUGGAAAAUCUGGCGCUGGGCAAGGCGCGGAAUCCACACAAAAGAGGCAAGAACUCCCGGUGGAUAAGCAAACGGCCAAAAGGCAACUCCAUCUGUCUGGGAAAUUUGAACAGAGUGGAUCCAGAGUUAUAACUUUAACUGAGACCUUAAACUUCAGAUACGAUAUCAGGGAACAGAUCUCGGCCAGGCGAGAGGGCGAAAGGCGAGCGCAGUUGGCCCGAGGUGCGGUCGGAUCGCGUUGCGCCGAUGAGGUUACGGAGCCAAGGGAGGAGGGAGGGGAAAACAGCAGAGAGAUCGGCAGGACGGCUGAGGCCAUGGAUGGCGUGCAGAAGAAAUCCAAAUUCGCCUCCAAUCUUUUGCAAAAUGUCAUCUGGAAGAAAAUGCAGUUCGAGCAGGAGUUGAAGAUGGAGCGUGGGGAGAUCAGCGACACCACCUUCGCUGCCGCCCCCACCAGCCCACCCGCCGCCGCCACCGACUCGCCCAAGGGGCGUGAUGUACUGGAACCGAAUUGCAACAGGCUUUCCGGCGGAAGCCCGGAAACUUGCCCCCUCCCCGGGGAAGCCGUGCCCUGCCAGACCCUCCCGGUGAGCAGCAGCGCCCGGUCGGCAGCAUCGGGAGAGCCGCCCUGCGACGGGUGCAAGGGCACCUUGCCCCGCAGUCAGCGCAGUGCCUUCCGCUCCUGGAAGGACAACGAGCCUCCGCAAACGGGCAGCAAACGGGCGCAGCGGGUCCGGGCCGAGAUCGGCGGGCACCCGCUUUGCAAAGAGACCAAGAUGUCUCAGCUCUUCGUGCCCGGCAUCCAGAAGGCGCCUGGAAAGAAGAAGAACGCCCAGGAGGAGAAGGAAGAAGGAGACAGGGCGUCUUCCAAGCCGAGCGACCGGACGGCAACUACACAGGGUAACCGGGCAGCUUCUAAACCAGGAGUCCCGGCGACGUCCAGCUCUCCUGAGAUACAAAUCCGGCUGCAGGGCGGCCUGCCCAGCCCGUUCAGCAUCGCGAAGCUGUUGACUCCUGAUAUAAUAGGCGGCGGCGGCCCGGGUAGAGAAGCGGCGGGCGAUGCCGGUGCCAGGUCCUGGACUGGAGCGGGCGAGGAAGCGGGCGGUCGGGCCCGGGCUCCCCCCUUCGCCGUGCGCGAUGUCCGCGACAAUCUGCAGCGGCUGCAGGCGCCCAUCCACCAGGUGAGGGACGUGAGGAAACUGGUCAAGAGCUCUUACCAUGUGCUGACGACGGUGGGGCCGGGCGGCGGCGGCAAGGGUGCAGGAGGAGGCUCGGUGCAGCCCAUCGUCAUCAAGUGCCAGGCGGUGAGUCGCAAGGAGGCGAGGCCGGGGCCUGGGUCGGAGGAGGAGCGGGCCUCGGGCUUGGCGCAGCGGGCGUCGGGCCGCUCCCCGGCCAGAGUGCCGGGCAACGAGGCCGAGCAGCGGGGCAACCGAUUGGCGUUGGAGAAGCUGACGGCGGCGGUCAAGACGAUGGAGCAGCUCUACGUCUUCGACAACCACGAGUGGCGGAGGAGAAGCGACGCCAGCGCGGCGGCGACGACGACGGCAACGACAACGACGACGGCAGCGGCGGCCCUGUCUGGUCCGGGUUUGGGCCUCGGGCCGCUGGCGGGCAGCCGGCUGCUAUCACUGAUCGCCAGCGAGGAGGCCUCCGGCGGCAGCGCCAGGGUUCCGGGCGGCGGCGACGGGCGGCAGCUGCAGGAAGAGGGGGAGGAGCGAGCGGUUCCCGCCAGGGAGGGCGCACGCGCCGGGGUCGGCGCCCGACUCCCGCCUCCCGGGCCCGCGCACGUUCACGCGCCGACGCUGCUGCCGCCACCACCCGCCUCCCGCCGCGCGGUCCCCGGGCCCGCGCACAAACCGCCAGCGGGGGCGAGCGCGGGCGGAGCGGCCCCCCCGCUCUUCGCCGUCGCCCCGCAACCCUCGGCCACCGCCAUCAGGACGACGCCCGCCGCUGGAGGUGGACGAAGAUCUCCUCAGCAGCCGCCUCCACCACCGCCCGAUCUCCGCCCGUUCCGCAUCCAGACGGCGGAGCGCAACGAGAAGCAGGCGGCGGCGGCAGGGUGGCAACAGAAGUCUCCGCCCGUCCCCGCUCCUCCGCCAUCCGAGCAUGAGAAUUACCUGACCAUCCCGGUGAAGAAGCUCCCCCCCGCCGCCCCCCGGGACCCGACGCCACCCGUCGUCUACCAGCACCAGCAGGCUCAGCUCAUCCGCCUGACUCCACCCGCCCCGGAUCCCUUCAGCCCGGGCAAGGUGCAGCCGGUGCCACCUGUGAUGGUGGACAGCCCCUCGAUGCCUUUUUUCCCGGUGCCCCAGACCCAGCGGAGGAUGUUACUGGACCCCGCCACCGGUCAAUAUUAUCUGGUGGACACGCCCGUUCAGCCCGCCCGAAGACGGCUCUACGACCCCGAGACCGGACAGUAUGUUGACGUCCCGAUGCCUCAGCAACCGGUGGCCCCCAUGCCGGUGCCAAUGUCGCCAAUUUCUUUCAACCCUGGCACAUACGGUCACACCUACAUGAUCUACCCGGGAUUCAUGCCGCCACCGACCAUGCUACCAACACUGCCGCCCGCUCCGGACCCGGAAUACAGCGACUCGGGCAAAGGCAGCAUCAUUGCCAGACAACAUCCCGAGCCGCAGUACCUGGAGAGUUCCUAUUACUUCCCAACCGGGACCGUCGGCCAGACCACGCCAAGCAGGGUGGACAAGGGGCUGUCGGAGGGGAAGCCCAUCGUCAGCAUCACAUCCCAACAGGGACCUCGAAUAAUCGCCCCUCCAUCCUUUGACGGAACCACCAUGAGCUUUGUGGUCGAGCACAGAUGAGAACAUUUUCUCACGCCACAUGAGGAGAUAUGGAAGAAGAAAGUUGUAAGAAGACUGCUUUACAAAACAAGAAAACUAUUUAAACCUUCCUUAAGAUUUUCCUACUCUAAAAUGUAGUUAUGUGUGUUUACUAUAAUUGCAUUACUGUUCAGAAUAAAAUCAAGCACCAUGCUUUUUGGAAGUA